Molecule: messenger RNA, 459 nt
Organism: Postia placenta MAD-698-R-SB12
Lineage: Eukaryota; Fungi; Basidiomycota; Agaricomycetes; Polyporales; Adustoporiaceae
Exons: 2
Coding region: 1-459 (152 amino acids)
Source: RefSeq, a predicted model, not a curated record
AUGGCCGAGUCCGAGUCACUCCUCGCACCCAAACAGCAGGAGGAUUAUGCCGUGGAGUCCCAAUUCUUCGGCUGGCUUGUCACCCUUGACAAAGUUGCCGACAUCGACCUUCGUAUAGAUUGCAAUCCCUUGACCCAUGAGGACACUGAUUUGGCUCAGAAGGCUGCCUGUGGAGGCGCACUCACCUGGAAGCUGAAGCAAUUGACCAACAUCAACACCAUUAGGGUCAGAUCUGCUUAUGCAGAUUAUGAUGUGGACCGGGCACUCAAAAAUAGUGUCUUCGAUGCUGUCGAGGUCAUAUCGUGCUAUGAACGAGGUAUCCUUUGGCCGCCAACAAGGGCACAAUAUGACGAACUACUCUCGAUAUUGAAAGAAUUUGGAAUUGAGGAGGUGAGUGGACGGUGGUUUGUUCAGAGGGAUGUGGGUCUGGCCGUCACGAAGAAGUAUGGCAUCAAAUAG